AUGGCCACCAAGCACACGGGCUCAGCACUACACAAAACCCCAGCCUGGUGGAAAGAAGCAAGUGUCUACCAGAUCUACCCAGCAUCCUUCUGUGACUCCAACGGCGAUGGCAUUGGUGACCUUCGCGGGAUUAUAUCCAAGAUCCCCUACCUCAAGUCCCUCGGCAUUGACGUUGUGUGGCUCUGUCCCAUCUACAAGUCCCCCCAGCGCGACAUGGGCUACGAUAUUUCUGACUACACAGACAUCCACCCACCAUAUGGCACACUGGAGGACUGGCGAGAACUGAAACGGGGGUUGAAGGAUGCCGGGAUUAGGAUCAUUAUGGAUUUGGUUGUGAACCACACUUCAGACGAGCAUGAGUGGUUCCGGCAGUCCAGGUCGAGUCGCGAGGAUCCCAAGAGGAGCUGGUAUUACUGGCAGCCUGCGAAGUACGAUGCCCUUGGUCGACGGCAGACUCCGAAUAACUGGAGAUCUUUUUUUGGCGCGGAGUCCGCUUGGGAGUGGGAUGAGGGCUCCGAAGAGUAUUAUCUGCGGCUUUUCACGAGAACGCAGCCGGACCUGAACUGGGAGAACCCGGACGUCCGUAAGGCAGUCGAAGACAUAAUGACCUUCUGGCUGGAAGAAGGAAUCGACGGGUUCCGAAUUGAUGCCAUUAACUACAUCGCAAAAGCCCCUGGGUUCCCCGACGCCGACAUCAUCGAGCCUUCCUCGACCCACCAGCCAGCUAUGCAUCUGUACCUCAACAGGCCUAAGUGCCACGAGUACCUUCGCGAUAUCGGGCAGAAGGUCCUGGCGAAAUACGACGUUAUGACGGUCGGCGAAACCCCCCACGUCGAGGAGGUCGACAUGGCACUGCAGUACGUGCACCCGGCCCGUGAGGAAUUCUGCAUGAUAUUCCCCUGGGAACAUAUGGAUCUCGACCGUGUCCCGGGCACCAUGCUUGGGUGGCGCGACUUCUCGCUCUCCACGCUGAAAAGAGUCGUGGAUAAGUGGCAGACGGGGAUGCAGGCCCAUGGGGGCUGGAACAGCCUGUAUCUGGAGAACCACGAUCAAGGCCGUAGUGUCUCGCGCUUUGGAAGCGAUAGUGUCGAGUUUCGCUGGCUGUCAGGCAAGCUGCUUGCCAUGUUUUUGGCAACUCUUAGCGGAACGCUGUAUGUGUUCCAGGGACAGGAAAUUGGAAUGAUCAAUCUGCCGCGCAGCUGGGGAAUCGAGGAGUUCGACGACGUCGUGUCGCAAAUGCACUACGCCCAGGAAAAGGAAAAGAAAGAGAGGAAACAGGAGGUGGUGACGAAGCAAGACAUGGAAGAUGUCAUGGACGACAUACAGAAGAGGGCUCGCGACAACGGGAGGACACCGAUGCAGUGGUCUGGGACGCAGCCAUACGCCGGUUUCUCAACGGCUGCGCCCUGGCGAAAGGUGAACCCGGACUACGUUGCUUGCAAUGUGGAAGACGCUGGAAACGAUCCGAAUAGUGUAUUGGCGUUCUGGAAGAAAAUGCUGCAGCAGCGAAAGCAGUGGGAGACGCUAGUCUAUGGUGAUUUCAAGCUGCUCCACCCUGACCACGAGCAGCUCUUCGUGUACAAAAGGACAUUGCAAGGAGGAAAUAGCGCGGUGGUGUUAUUAAACUUCUCGACUCAAGACGUGGCACUCGAUGGGAACACACUCUCCAUAGUACAGGAUGCUCAACUCGUGUUAACCAACUACCCGAUGGAAGAUGAUGGUGCGCUCCGGCCAUGGGAAGCGAGGCUAUACCGCGUGAAUGAUGCUUGA
This is a messenger RNA of Aspergillus puulaauensis, 1770 nucleotides long. Its product is annotated as glycoside hydrolase family 13 protein. The record is from RefSeq and is a predicted model, not a curated record. The transcript has 3 exons. Bases 1 to 1770 code for a protein of 589 amino acids. Gene Ontology annotation, molecular function: alpha-amylase activity. Lineage: Eukaryota; Fungi; Ascomycota; Eurotiomycetes; Eurotiales; Aspergillaceae. Gene Ontology annotation, biological process: oligosaccharide catabolic process.